GGCUGCAGUGUGCGUGUGCUGCCGUGACGUCACCGGUGUCGCUGUCACUAGAGAUUGUAUAAUAUAGAGGGUAUAGAUUGUGCUUUUCAUCUAGUGACGUCACACACUGCAGCCGCAGCAGCCAUGGCAAAUGAGGUGAGAAAUACAAUGACUCAGUUUUGGGAACAGCAUUCACGGGAUGCAACUGUAGAAGAGAUGAUGCUUGACUCGAGUGCUGCAAUCCUGUCCAAAGAAGAGAAGCCGGAGAUCAUCUCAUUGCUGCCAUGCUUAGACGGAUUAAGUGUCCUGGAGCUUGGGGCUGGCAUAGGCCGUUAUACAGGACACCUGGCUAAGUUGGCAAGCCAAGUCACUGCAGUGGACUUCAUGCAAAACUUCAUUGACAAGAAUCGGGAGGACAACGGUUCUCGUGGAAAUAUUAACUUUCUACAAGCUGAUGUCACUGUUUUGGACCUACCCGAUAACAGUUAUGACUUCAUCUUCUCAAAUUGGCUCUUCAUGUACUUGACCGAUGAAGAAUUAGCAGCCUUGAUUCAAAAGAUGUUGGGAUGGCUUAGACCCGGUGGCUAUUUUUUCUUCAGAGAGUCCUGCUUUUUUCAGUCAGGGGACUGUGAGCGAACAUUUAACCCAACGGUUUACCGUACACCAGCUCAGUAUAAUCACCUCCUAACAUCCGUCACCUCAAAGUCUGGAGACAAUGGUUUUGAGAUUGUGAUGUCAAAGUCGGUGCAGACAUAUAUAAAGAUAAAGAAGAAUCAGAACCAAGUUUGCUGGAUGAUGCAGAAGGUUCCUCGGAGUGGUGAUGGGCACCAGGGUUAUGUAACCUUUCAGCAGUUCCUUGAUAACCAACAGUAUUCUCGGAGGGGAAUACUUAGAUAUGAAAAGAUAUUUGGGGAUGGCUUUGUUAGCACUGGAGGAUUGGAAACUACUAAGGAGUUUAGUGCCAUGUUGAACCUUGUCCCUGGUCAGCGAGUCAUUGAUGUGGGCUGUGGCAUUGGUGGCGGAGACUUCUAUAUGGCCAAGACAUAUGGGGUUGAAGUCCUAGGGAUGGACCUGUCAUCUAACAUGGUGGAAAUUGCCAUGGAAAGAGCUGUCAUGGAGAAGAAUCCUCUGGUGCAGUUUGAAGUAGGAGAUGCUACCAGAAGGAUCUUCCCUGAAGCAUCAUUUCAUGUGGUGUACAGCCGAGACACCAUCCUGCACAUCAAUGACAAGGAAGCACUUUUCAGGAAAUUCUAUUCCUGGUUGAAACCUGGAGGGAAGCUCUUAAUAACAGAUUACUGUUGCGGUGAGCGCCCGUGGUCUCCAGUAUUUGAAGAAUAUGUGAAGCAGAGAGGUUACAUUCUGUACACACCUGAAGAGUAUGGCCAGCUCUUGAAGAAAGCUGGUUUUGUCAGCGUUCAGGCUCUGGAUCGGACAGAACAGUUUGUACAAGUUCUGAACAAGGAGCUUGUACGCACUCAAGAAAUAAAGCAGGAAUUCCUCGAGAGCUUUUCUGAAGAGGACUACAACUACAUAAUUGAAGGUUGGAAGGAGAAGCUUCACCGCUGUAGCCUUGGGGAUCAGCGCUGGGGCCUAUUCCUGGCAGCGAAACCACUGGACAUCAUAUCGUAACAGCUCUUUCAGCUCAGUCACAAUGAUGAUUCUUGACAGUUUUUAUAAAAAAGGUUUCUUUGUUCGUUUUGUAUUUCUUUAAAUAAUAAUGUCUGUUAUCUCUUGUGUUGUAGCUCGAUGUCUUUUCCCAUUUUUUUUUUUUUUUUUUUUGUUAGUCGGAGGCAGCUGUGAAAUAAUUAGACAGCAUGAGAAUUACACAAGCAGUACACAAUAUCUGUAUAUCUGGUGGCUAUUACAGUAUCUGGUGGCUAUUACAGUAUCUGGUGGCUAUUACUGAUAUUACAGUACUGCUAUAUCCAAUGAACAACACUAAAUUGCCUAAAAGUAAGAGAAGGGUGCUUUACUAUAUUUACAACAACUAUGCCCAAGGGGGCACUAAUACCCUUUUUUUUAACCUCUUACCACAUCAUAUUAAAACAAAGUCUUUAUUUACUUUCUUAUAGGAGUAAAUACCUCCAGCCGCUCCACAUCCAACACCAAACACAUUAUGCCACCGGAAUACCACCGACAUGCAAAUUACAUUAUAUUUUUGGGCUACAAAAUCCCAUAUGGCAGCAGCUUAAUAAAGGGAGUUUUAAAUUCCCAUCCACUAACAUUUUACGAUAUUGUAUAAUAAGUGCCAUGUCUGAACCAGGCCUAAAAAAAAUUGUUUAGGUGUAUUAGGGGGAAUUUAUAGAAAUUAGGGCAAGGGAAGAAGUAGAGCCGUAGCCAGAGGCAACAAGAGUCCAGCUCCUUUUUCUCAGAGACCCUGUUGAAAAUAAAAGCAGAGACCUGUCUUGUUUCAGAAGUUUCCCUUUGGAAAAGUUUUUAUUGUUAUAAAUAGAUUUCAGAUAUAUAUAAUUCUAAAGAAUGUUGUAUAUUUUAUUAUACGUUACAGUAUUGCAAUCUAAGGGCAUUAAGAACCAGUAAUGGAAAUGUACCUUAACAUGUUGUAAUAAAUAAAAAUUACUUUG
Messenger RNA from Hyla sarda, 2561 nucleotides. RefSeq lists its product as uncharacterized. The coding region runs from base 124 to 1608 and encodes 494 amino acids. Gene Ontology annotation, molecular function: S-adenosylmethionine-dependent methyltransferase activity. The record is from RefSeq and is a predicted model, not a curated record. The transcript is spliced from 13 exons. NCBI's taxonomy places the organism in Eukaryota, Metazoa, Chordata, Amphibia, Anura, Hylidae.